AUGUGGAGGCUGAAGACUAGCGAGGGCGCUGGGCCGUGGCUGCGGUCGACCAAGGGCUUCCUCGGCAGGCAGGUGUGGGAGUUCAACCCCGACGCCGGCACGCCGGAGGAGCGCGCAGAGGUCGAUAGGCUGCGUGAGGACUUCACCAAGCACCGGUUCACCAAGAAGGAGUCUCAGGAUCUGCUCCUACGCUUGCAGUAUGCAAAACUAAACCAUCCUUCGGUGGAAGUUCCAAUCAUGAAGCUUGAAAACAGUACGGAACUAACGGAGGAGAUUAUAUCUGUUCCAUUGCGGCGGGCUCUAAAUCAGUGGUUUACUCUACAAGCGCAUGAUGGGCAUUGGCCCGGCGAAUACACUGGCAUUAUGUUCAUUAUGCCUGUUAUGGUACUCUCGCUGUAUGUUACUGGAUCACUUGACAAUGUCAUAUCAUCUGAACAUCGACGCGAGAUACGCCGGUACAUUUACAACCAUCAGAAUGUGGAUGGUGGUUGGGGAUUGCAUGUUUUGGGUCAAAGCACCAUGUUUGUAACAUGCUUAAACUAUACAGCCUUACGACUUCUUGGAGAGAAGCUAGGCGGUGAUGAUGAUGUGUUGAACAAAGGGCGUGCUUGGAUUUUAUCUCAUGGAAGUGCAACUGCAGUACCACAGUGGGGAAAGAUAUUUCUCUCGAUAAUUGGUGCUUACCAUUGGUCAGGGAACAAUCCAAUUAAUCCUGAAUUGUGGUUAGUUCCACACUUUCUUCCAAUUCAUCCAGGACGAUUUUGGUGCUUUGGCCGAUUGGUGUAUAUGUCAAUGGCAUAUCUCUAUGGAAAGAAAUUUGUUGGGCCCAUCACUCCAACUAUAUUGGCAUUACGAGAGGAGCUCUAUAACAUGCCAUACGAGAAUAUUGACUGGGAGAAGGCGCGUGAUUCUUGUGCCAAGGAAGACCUUCGUUAUCCUCGCUCGCGGUUGCUAGAUGGUGUGUUUUUUUUCCUUAACAAGUUUGUGGAGCCAAUACUGAAUAGCUGGCCGGCAAACAAACUAAGAGAAAGAUCUUUGACUAAACUUAUGGAACAUAUCCACUAUAAUGAUGAAACAACUGAAUAUAUUGCCAUCUGUCCUGUUGACAAGGCACUGAAUAUGAUUUGCUGCUGGGUAGAAAAUCCAAAUUCAGAUGCAUUGAAGCGACAUCUUCCAAGGGUAUAUGAUUACUUAUGGAUUGCAGAAGAUGGUAUGACGGCUAAGUUAAUGGAUGGCUGCCAAAGCUGGGAGACAGCAUUCAUAAUUCAAGCAUUUCUUUCAACUGAUCUAAUUGAUGAGUUCAGCCCAACAAUUGCAAAGGCUCACGAGUUUAUGAAAAAAUCACAGAUCCUUGAAAACCAUCCAAAUUAUGAAAGCUUUUAUCGCCAUAGAUCAAAAGGUUCGUGGACUCUUUCAACCGUAGAUGCCGGUUGGUCCGUGUCUGAUUGUACUGCAGAAGCUCUUAAGGCAUUGUUGUUGUUGUCAAAGAUGUCCCCUGACCUUGUUGGCCACCCAAUAGAAGAAGAAAGGUUGUAUGAUGGCAUUGAUUGCCUACUUUCUUUCAUGAAUAAAGAUGGUUCCUUUUCUGCAUAUGAAUGCCAAAGAACAAGCUCUUGGUUAGAGAUUCUCAAUCCAUGCGAGAUUUUUCACAAUGUUUUCGUCGAUCAUCCAUCUGUUGAAUGCACAUCAUCGGUGCUUGAUUCUCUAGUAUUGUUUAAAGGGCUUUAUCCACGUUACCGCAGCCAAGAGAUAGGACAUUGUAUAAGAAAUGCUUCUAUGUUUAUUGAGAACAAACAACGGAAAGAUGGUUCGUGGUAUGGCACUUGGGGUAUUUGUUUUACUUAUGGAACCUUUUUUGCGAUAAAAGGAUUAGUUGCUGCUGGAAGAACUUUUGAAAAUUGUUUAUCCAUCAGGAAAGCAUGCAGGUUUCUAUUGUCACACCAACAAAGUACCGGUGGAUGGGGAGAAAGUCAUCUUUCUGUUGAAAAUGAGGGUUAUAUUGACAGCGGAACUGCUCAUGCAGUCAACACUUCUUGGGCGAUGUUAGCUUUAAUGCAUGCUGGACAGUUUGAAAUGGACCCAGUACCACUAGAUCGUGCCGCAAAGCUACUGAUCAACAUGCAGCUAGACACCGGCGAGUUUCCCCAGCAGGAACAUAUCGGAAGUGCCAGCACCGAUCACGUUUUUAACUAUGCCAACUAUCGCAACUUGUUCCCUGUUUUGGCUCUUGGAGAGUUACGUCGCCGAAUGAAUGCAUAUAGAAGUUGA
This is a messenger RNA of Lolium rigidum, 2268 nucleotides long. Its product is annotated as achilleol B synthase-like. Gene Ontology annotation, biological process: triterpenoid biosynthetic process. Gene Ontology annotation, cellular component: lipid droplet. The record is from RefSeq and is a predicted model, not a curated record. Lineage: Eukaryota; Viridiplantae; Streptophyta; Magnoliopsida; Poales; Poaceae. Bases 1 to 2268 code for a protein of 755 amino acids. The transcript has 18 exons. Gene Ontology annotation, molecular function: intramolecular transferase activity.